GUGGCGGUCAUCGGAGCAAAAUAAAUAACCCGCAUCACCGCGGCAGGAAUGAGAACUUUGUACCGGACACCGGCCACGCACCUGAGCCCAGGGAGACCCCGGGGAUCCGAUUACGCACAGAGGUUCACGUGGAAGAUGGCGGGGGAGGUUUGUGCAUGGGAUGACCUCCUCCCCCACCCCCCACCGGGAGAUGGCUGCGAGCCCUGUCGAUUCGUGAGAUGUUUGCCCAUCAACAGCCUCUCGAGAAGGAAUUUUAAAUGUUGCCUUGACGUCAGAGGGCCCCCAAGUAAAGCCUACCCAGGCCAAGGGCCGCCCGCCACUUGCAAACUCCACGGCGCAGGCAGAGAUAACUAACCCAGGGUCCCCUUCGCCCCCGCCUGGGGAACAAUGUCCUGGGCUCCGGAGGGAGGUUUCAUUCUCUAGGCACCGAGCUGGCCGAGGAAUGCAUUCCUCCUCCCAGGGGAGAGGGAGGCGAUCAGGACGAUGAUCCUCCAGUGAUCCGCCACUGCCUGAUCUUCUCUCCCAAAACCCCAAGAUCAUCCGGUCUCCCUCCUACCACCGCCCCCUCCCCCCGAGCACGAUGUCCACAGUCACCCAGGAACCCAUGGGGCCGUGGGGGUCGCCGGUGGUCGGGGGGACCCCCCUGAACACCAUGGACACCAAACUGAACCUCCUGAACGAGAAGGUGGACAAGCUCUUGACUUUUCAAGAAGACGUCACGGAGAAACUGGAGAGCGUGUACCGAGGCAUCGGCGACUUAGAGAGAGGGAUUUACAAGCUGACCGUGUCCCAGGCGGCCUUCGACCAGCCAGGGCUUGGCCAGCGGGGCCUACGGGCCGACGGGCCCGCUUCCCGGGCCGGCCCUUCGACCGGAUGCCCUGAGAUCCUGGAGCUGGUGAAAGCAGUACGCCAGGAUUCCCUGGAACACGGAACCAAGUUGGAUGGGCUGACCAGGAUGGUCACCGCUGUGGACAGAGCCAUCGCCUUAGUGGCGGCCACCUUCCAGAACUCAAAAAUAGUGGAUUUCAUCGUCCACGGCCUCGUGCCCUGGAGGAAGGGCGGUCUGAUGGACGGCCCUGAGGAGACCAAGGAUAAAGCGGAAGAGAAGGAGGGAAAGGCCAAACACGCCCUCAGCACAAGGGGCGUGCAAGCAGAGAUCAGAAGGUCACCAGAAGGUGAUAAAGGGGAGCACCCGGCUCCGGACCCCGAUGCGGCAGAUGGAGAAGGGACCUCUCAGGAACAGACUGGGGAAACACCCACCGCCCCCGCGCGGCCCCCUAACUGCCCCCAACUCCCAGCGGAGGCCGACAGCGAAGACGGGAGGGAGGCCGGAGAGCUCUCCGUUCCUCAGCCUGGCGUGGCAGGGGAGCCGACCGGAGGCCUUGACGACGGCCCUGCUGGCCAGGAGGCGGGAGAUGGAGCGGGUCCCGGCCGGGCGGUCCCUGAGCGGACGACAUCGGAGGAGGAAGCAGCCCAGAUGGAGCCCGGCCCCGGCCCCAUCCCCGGGCCAGCCCCAUCCGGACUCUCCGGUGGGACCGGAGCAGGCCGCGGAGGGGCCCCAUCCAGGAUUUCCAUCUGCGUCCAAGAGACGGGGACUCCCGGGGAGAUGCUGGUGACCAGAGGAGAAAGCCGGGGCCCUUCCACUGGACAAAUCCUUCCCCCCAAACUCCCCUCCCUGCCCGUCUCAGCAGGGGAAGAUGUUAGACAUCUGCAGGGGCUGACGCCCCCAUAGACCUUGUCCGCCACUCCCAGGACUGUGCCUGCUAAAGCAGUAGCCAACGAGAAGCGGGGGACUCCCCUGGUGGAACAAGCCCCCCUUGGUGGCCCUGGGUCUCCUCCGCUGGAGAAGAAGCUGUCGUCUCCACCCCAGAGGCCCCCGCCAACGUGCACGCAGGCCGGGGAGACACCAGGGUCUGAGGCCGAGCCUGAGGCGGACCCCGGCCCGAGGGGGAAAGGCGAGGAGAGGGGGCCUUCCCGGGUUCCGGUGAAGAGGGGGGAAGAGUCGGGAACUGCGGCCUCGGAGCCAGGGAAGGGUCGCCAAGCCGGGAGUGCCACGUCGGAAGCGGGGCCAGCCGGGGAGACGGAAAAGGAGCCCAGCCGGACCCUCGGAAGAACCCAGGAGAGCGUGGCUGCCACGGGGAGUGGGAGCAGCGUGGUUGUGGAUGACAGCCCCCCGCCUCCCGCUCCUUUCGAACAUCGGAUCGUGAGCGUCAAGGAAGCAGCCAUUACGGCGGGCUACUCGGUGUGCCAGCACGAGGUCCUGGGAGGGGGACGCUUUGGUCAAGUCCAUAAAUGCAUGGAGAAGUCCAGUGGUCUUACGUUGGCAGCCAAUAUCAUCAAAGUGAAGACAGCCAAGGACAGGGAGGAAGUGAAGAACGAAAUCAACAUCAUGAACCAGUUGAGCCACGUGAACCUGAUCCAACUGUAUGAUGCCUUUGAGAGCAAGAACAACUUCACCUUGGUCAUGGAAUACGUCGACGGUGGUGAACUGUUUGACCGGAUCACGGAUGAAAAAUACCAUCUCACGGAACUGGAUGUCAUCCUGUUCACGAGGCAGAUCUGUGAGGGCAUCCACUAUCUCCACCAGCACUACAUCCUGCACCUGGACCUCAAGCCCGAGAACAUCCUGUGUGUAAAUCAGACUGGAAACCAAAUUAUAAUGGACUUUGGGCUGGCCAGAAGGUACAAGCCUCGGGAGAAGCUGAAAGUGAACUUUGGCACUCCGGAAUUCUUGGCCCCUGAAGUGGUGAAUUAUGAUUUUGUCUCCUUCCCCACGGACAUGUGGAGCGUGGGAGUCAUCACGUACAUGCUGCUCAGUGGCUUGUCCCCGUUCCUGGGGGAAACGGAUGCCGAGACGAUGAACUUCAUCGUGAACUGCAGCUGGGAUUUUGAUGCCGAAGCUUUUGAAGGGCUGUCCGAAGAGGCCAAGGACUUUGUCUCCCGGCUCCUGGUGAAGGAGAAGAGUUGUAGAACGAGUGCCACGCAGUGCCUGAAACAUGACUGGCUGAAUAAUCUAGCCUCUAAAGCCAUGAAAUCCAAAGUUCGUCUCAAGUCUCAGCUCCUGCUACAGAAAUACAUGGCUCAGAGAAAAUGGAAGAAACAUUUCUACGUGGUAGCUGCUGCCAACAGGCUGAAGAAGUUUCCAUCAUCUCCUUAAAUCUUAGCCUGGCUGCCGUGGACAUCUGUAAUAGUUACAAGCUAGAGAUGAAGUGGAGAUCGAGGACCCAAGGCGCUAGCCAUCUGGCCCUUGGUGGGGAGUUCCAUUUCCUCCCGUGAAAUGUGUAAGUAGUUUUGGUUAUGGCAGCCUCACUUGACAUCUAGCACACGUACGGAAAAGAACCGGCAGAAAAAAGAGCGGCCUGAGCUUUUCUCUAUCGUAGAAACCGAGGCUUAAAAAAAAAUUAUACUUAUUUUUCAAAGUAUCUACUAUUUGGUGAUCAUGCUAGGCAGGCUUUAAGGAAAUAAAAUUGGUGUAACGUCCCUGCUA
Messenger RNA from Ornithorhynchus anatinus (platypus), 3487 nucleotides. RefSeq names its product myosin light chain kinase 3 (gene MYLK3). The record is from RefSeq and is a predicted model, not a curated record. Gene Ontology annotation, molecular function: protein serine/threonine kinase activity; ATP binding. Gene Ontology annotation, cellular component: cytoplasm; nucleus. Gene Ontology annotation, biological process: intracellular signal transduction; protein phosphorylation; positive regulation of apoptotic process. NCBI's taxonomy places the organism in Eukaryota, Metazoa, Chordata, Mammalia, Monotremata, Ornithorhynchidae.